Messenger RNA from Xenopus laevis (African clawed frog), 1816 nucleotides. It is a transcript of the gene faim2.S, whose product is annotated as Fas apoptotic inhibitory molecule 2 S homeolog. Gene Ontology annotation, biological process: calcium ion transmembrane transport; negative regulation of apoptotic signaling pathway. Gene Ontology annotation, cellular component: endoplasmic reticulum; postsynaptic membrane; plasma membrane. Lineage: Eukaryota; Metazoa; Chordata; Amphibia; Anura; Pipidae. Bases 282 to 1217 code for a protein of 311 amino acids. The record is from RefSeq and is a predicted model, not a curated record. The transcript has 13 exons.
AGGUGUGGGGUUAUCGCAUGCAGGCGACUGACUGAGGGUCUCCUGUCUAGACAGGCAGAUGUGAGGGUCGCCUCAGCACCAUGACCCAAGUAUAGGCAUGUGACUGAACCCUCUGCCUGGGCUAGCACAUUGUCACAGUACCCCCCUCCCGAGCAGUGGUACAAUCCUGCUAUCUGUCACCACAGCAGCUCCUGGAUAGUGCUAGAAGCAGAGUGCAGGCAGGCUACCGAGGGUCUCCUUUCUAUGCAGACAGCUGUGAGGGGAGCACAGUCCUCAGCACCAUGACCCAAGGAAAGGUCUCUGUUAGCGGCAAAGGUGCUGAAAAUGAGGGCAGCAAUACAGUAAAACAAAGCAGCAAUAACCUUUCUUCAGUUCCCCCUACUUAUGAAGAGGCUACAGCAGGUGAUGGAAAGAAAGCAGAUUUUCUUCAAGCAACAUCUCCUUCAAUGUCACAUCACUCAUGGCAACAUGGGGAACCAUACAACAGUCCAGAUUGCAGCAGCGGAGUAUAUUCUGGGGACACAGAGAUGUUGACUACACAGAGCUGGGAUGAUGUAACUAUUCGCAGAGGGUUUAUUAGGAAGGUUUACACCAUCCUUACGACCCAGCUGUUAGUUACUGUGGCAGUUGUGGCCCUGUUUACAUUCUGCAACCCUGUGAAGGAAUAUAUUCAGGCCAAUCCAGGAUGGUACUGGGCUUCUUAUGCAGUAUUCUUCUCCACCUACCUAGUUCUGGCCUGCUGCUCUGGACCAAGGAGAAAGUUUCCAUGGAACCUGAUUCUUCUCUGCAUAUUUACGCUUUCCAUAGCUUACAUGACAGGAAUGCUAUCCAGCUAUUACAAUACCAAAUCUGUGAUUUUGUGUCUUGGAAUCACUGCCCUUGUCUGUAUGUCUGUUACACUAUUCAGCUUCCAAAGUAAGAUCGACUUCACUUCAUGCCAAGGGGUUCUGUUUGUGCUAUCGAUGGUCCUUCUUUUCAGUGGAAUCUUCAUUGUUAUCCUUAUACCAUUUCAAUAUAUUCCCUGGGGACAUGCUAUUUAUGGUGUAUUAGGAGCAAUUGUGUUCACUAUGUUUUUGGCGUUUGAUACUCAACUGCUGAUGGGGAGUCGGCGUUACUCUCUCAGCCCUGAAGAGUACAUCUUUGGAGCGCUCAACAUCUACCUGGAUAUAAUCUACAUAUUCUCAUUUUUACUCCAGCUGUUUGGCACUCAUGAAUAACACGCUUUCAUUUGGAUGGUUUCAUUUUGAUGGUAUGAGUGCCGAUAUACGCGCACCUACUUUACCUUGCGAAAAACCAUAACAGCUUUUAAUGGAGAAUUACAAUAAAGUGGAAAUAAAUAUGGAAUCACUGACUGAAUUCCUAGCGGAUAACUAUUUAUGUUCAUACAAUGUUAACCUGUUACUGAUUUUUCAAUUUAAGGGAAUAUUUGCAUUUUAAUUUAUGUAAGGAAUUGGAGCCACUUGUCAUGCAGCUUAAUUGCAUCCACUAAAAGCUAAAGCAAAAUAAGAGAACAGGCAAGGGUUAAUGUGCUAUUGAAGCAAAUAUUAUUUUAGAAGUGCACCUAAAGCUUACUGCUUGUAAAACUUACAACUGUUUAGUUAUGCCUUUCGAUUCUUUGUUUGACUGUUGCAUUUCUUCGGACACAGCUGUACUUUCUGCUAUUAUGCACCGCUUGUCAGUUGCUUGAAUGCUUCUCUACUUCAGACCCAUAUAAGCUGUAGUUGACAUCUCCGAUGUUCAGUUUAGUUUAGAUAGACAGGUUAUUUGCUGCAAACUGAAAUGUUAAUAUAAUAAAGAGUAUUAUUUUCUUGUGAAA